AUCGACCUCAGGCUCUUCCUCACUGUCCAUUUCAUCGUCCUCGUCGUGAAAAGUGACGGCGCCCUCGCCGUCUCGCGCAGUCAUGCGGUUUCUCUCAUCAGCACUGAGACAAACAGCCUGGCGGUCUUUCGCCACGGCCGCGGACUCGCCCCGCAUCCCACAAACCAUCAUCGAGAAGGUCGUGCAGAAGUACGCCGUCGACCUGCCUCCGGGAAAGGUCGUGAAAGCUGGCGACUACGUGAUGAUUCGCCCGGAGCAUGUCAUGACGCACGACAACACGGGCCCGGUUAUAUCGAAGUUCAAGUCCAUCGGGGCUACUCGUAUCAAGAACCCCUCCCAGCUCGUCUUCACGCUCGACCAUGACGUCCAGAACAAGUCCGACAAGAACCUACACAAGUACGCCUCAAUAGAGGCCUUCGCGAGGACACAUAACGUCGACUUCUACCCGGCCGGACGCGGCAUCGGACACCAAGUCCUCGUCGAGGAGGGCUACGCCUUCCCGUACACGAUGACCGUGGCGAGCGACAGCCACAGUAACAUGUACGGCGGCGUCGGUUGCGUCGGGACGCCGAUCGUGCGCACGGACGCCGCCGCACUGUGGGCGACGGGCAAGACGUGGUGGCAGGUCCCGCGGAUGGUCAAGGUCGAGUUCAAGGGCCAGCUCGCCCCUGGGGUCACUGGCAAGGACGUCAUCGUUGCGCUCUGCGGAUGCUUCAACAACGACGAGGUGCUCAACGCGGCUAUCGAGUUUACGGGCGAGGGCGUCGCCGCACUCUCUGUCGACGACCGGCUCACGAUCUCGAACAUGACGACGGAGUGGGGCGCGUUGUCCGGCGUAUUCCCUGUGGACGGCACCCUACUUGAGUGGUACGAGCGCGCCCUUAGGAAGCUGGAGCUGCGGACGUUUGCUUCGCCCGCGCUCGCCGCUGCUAUCCCUGCGCCCCCGGAACACCCUCGUAUCAACCGCCGUCGCCUCGACGAGGUGUGCGCAUUGGCGCUCGCCUCUGAUCCCGACGCGACAUACGCGUCGCACCUCGUCUUCGACCUGUCCACGCUUGUCCCCUACGUGUCCGGCCCGAACAGCGUCAAGGUGUCGAACCCGCUCCCGGCCCUGGAGGAGAAGCACAUCGCGAUCAAGAAGGCAUAUCUCCUCAGCUGUACGAACGCCCGCCUGUCUGACAUAUCCGCCGCCGCCGCCGUGAUGAAGGGGCACAAAGUCGCGCCUGGUGUGGACUUCUACGUCGCUGCGGCGAGCUCAGAGGUGCAGCUGGAUGCAGAACGUCAGGGCGACUGGCAGACUCUCAUCCAGGCUGGUGCGAAGCCACUUCCCUCGGGCUGUGGACCAUGUAUAGGACUGGGUACCGGUCUCUUGGAGGACGGCGAGGUGGGCAUCAGUGCGACGAACCGGAACUACAAGGGACGAAUGGGCAGUCCGAAGGCGCAGGCGUAUCUGGCGAGCCCGGCUGUGGUCGCUGCGAGUGCUGUUAAGGGAUACAUCUGCAGUCCGGAUUCGCUGGAUACUGCUAGCCUGCCUCCUUCAGGCGCGCCCACGUUUUCGAUUGCGACGCCGACAUCUGCGCCUGCGUCCGCCACUGCUGCCGCUGCAAAGGAGUCCGUUCUCUCUGGCUUCCCAUCGACGUUCGCCGGCUCGCUGCUCUUCGCGCCCCAGGACAACCUGAACACAGACGCACUCUACCCGGGGAAGUACACCUACCAGGACGACAUCACGCUCGAACGGCAGGCCGAGGUGGUCAUGGAGAACUACGACCCGUCCUUCGCCGGCCUGGUCGCGUCGAUUCGCAAGGCGCAGCCAUCCUCGCCGUGUGAUCCUCGGUCUGGGUACAACUUCGGCACGGGCUCGUCGCGUGAGCAAGCCGCGACGGCGCUCAAGGCGGCGGGCGUGCCGCUCGUGCUGGCGGGCUCGUUCGGGGACAUCUUCAAACGGAAUGCGAUCAACAACGGGCUCGUGUGCGUGGAGUGCCCCGAACUCGUCGCGGACCUCACGCGCGAGUACGCGAAGGACGGGGAGCGCGGUACAGGCGGGAGGAAGGGCGAGUUGACGGUGAACGAGGGCUUGGACGUCGAGGUGCAUGUCGCGGAGGGCCGCGUGGAGGUGCGCUGGCCGGGCAAGGAGAAGAAGACGUACAGCGUCGGUGUCGUCGGUGCGAGCGUGCAGGAGUUGUGGAUCUGCGGCGGGUUGGAGGGGUAUGUCCUCAAGUCCAUCCAGGCCGAGGCGUGA
This is a messenger RNA of Fomitopsis serialis, 2239 nucleotides long. RefSeq lists its product as uncharacterized. The transcript is spliced from 3 exons. Gene Ontology annotation, molecular function: 4 iron, 4 sulfur cluster binding; homoaconitate hydratase activity. Gene Ontology annotation, biological process: L-lysine biosynthetic process. The record is from RefSeq and is a predicted model, not a curated record. The coding region runs from base 83 to 2239 and encodes 718 amino acids. Lineage: Eukaryota; Fungi; Basidiomycota; Agaricomycetes; Polyporales; Fomitopsidaceae.